UCCGCUUCCGAGGCGGGGCAGAGAUGUACUUCCGGGGCGGGGAGCCCUUUCCCCCCUCCCCAAGAUGGCGGCGCCCGUGUCCCUGCUGGUGGAGUUCGGAGGUGGUGCAGAACUCUUGUUUGAUGGCAUUAAGAAACAUCAGGUGACUUUGCCUUGUCAGCAAGAGCCUUGGGACAUCAGAAACCUGCUAAAAUGGAUCAAACAAAAUCUGUUGAAAGAGAGAACAGAAUUAUUUAUUCAAGGGGACACUGUGCGACCAGGAAUUUUGGUGCUCAUCAAUGAUGCAGACUGGGAGCUAAUGGGUGAGCUGGAUUACAAACUCCAGGACCAGGAUAACGUGGUCUUCAUCUCAACAUUACAUGGUGGUUAAAUUCCUGGAAAAUGUGAGGACAUAAAACAAGAACCAGUGGGGCAAAACACCUGAGCUUCUUGAAUUGUUCAUGCCUAGUUUCCAAGUCAUGUCAGCUCAUUUACAGCGUGUUCUUAGUCAUGUUAAUAAAACCCAUGCCAGUAUGUGGCCCUGUGUGCACUUAAGUGGCAGCUUCCCUGUGGUUCUCCGGUAAUCUGUCCUGAUGCUGCAAUCCUAAGGGAUGAGAGAGCACCUACAGCCUUUGUUGACUUAAUUUCUCAUUCUCUGAAGGGGAAAAUAUAGUUUCUUGGAGUACGUGUGGGAUGAUGCCUCUAUCCUGGAGGCAGAAGCUUGAGGGAAUCAUGGCUAUACUUCAGGGCAAGGCUGUAUAGACCUUGUUUUGACUGCAGUAGCUGCUGCUGUUUGUACUGUUCUCACUUGGUAGAGUGCCUUUUAUACAAACUGUAUCCCAAAAUGCUUUUCAGAGUUAGUAGGCAAAGCUGAAAGGAAACGUGAAGUACAGAGAAGCAGGGAGAUGAUUUGGGGUGAAACUGCAUGAGGUUGAGAGUUGAUGGAAAUGUACGCUGUGGGGGGUAGAAGGGGGCUGGCACUCAUCUCCUUUGCCACUCUUCUUUGCAGAGUGUAUGCGAGUCUGUUUCAAUUCUGUAAUGCACCUGAGCAAAAGGAGUGUAGAGCACUGCCAAAUGAGAAUGGAAGCCUUUUAUACCUACUUUUCUUCAUGUCUUCUGUGGCUGUUUGCAUCAGUGCUUCAGAGCAUAAUAGGACUGCCUGGCAGGUCAGGUGCAGCAGAGUGCAUUGCUGCUGAGAUGGGAGGGAGAAGUGCAAGAACUAAAAUGAAUUGUUGGAUAACAAAUUCAGCUUUUAGUGUGUGUGUUUCUGUUCUGGGGAUAGCUUCUGAAGAGCUGGAGACCCAGAGAUUCUGCAGGGUGCCAGCCAUCUGGGCUUUUUAAUCUGAAAAGUAGCAGCUCUUUGCAGCAGGUCUUGAUCAGUCUGUGCAAGUGAAGCAGAGUUGAUACUCCCUGAAACGCAGCAUCUUUCCCUUAACCAUGUGUCUUUUGACCCUUCCCUCGAGAGGGACGCAGAGACGUCUCCAAGAGAUCAGAUGUUGGUGCAGCCAAAGUGCUAUUGGUGCAGAAGCCUUAAUGUUAGGACAAAGAUGUCAUUUGGUUUCUAGAACUAUUGCUGAAAAUGCAGACUGACCCAAAUGGCCAGGAAGGCUGUUCUCCCAAAGGUCACGUUUAAAGCACUGGAGGAGUGUGAGAGGUGAAAUUCCUGUAUGUAAAACGAAUGAGUGGCACCAACCAGAGUGUGGUAGUGAGAAGACUUCCCCCGUGCCUAUCCCACUCAUGAUCUUUGCUAGCUGUUGCCUGCCAGUACAGCCUCUCUCUAUUCUGGUACUGAUUCUCCAUAUAAUACAAGCGGUGGCCCCUACCGUGCUUGGAGCCCUCCUUAAUUGUUUCAGGAUAGUGGGUUUUCUUGAAGCAGAGGUGGCACUGAUUUCAGCCAGCUACUGCAUGUUUCCACCCCCCUGUGUCAACAGAGCUGACCAUUGCUAUUGUUCCUAUCCUGGGUCUCCCUUGAACUGGUUGUGUAGCAGCUGUCAUGCUGCAGUGGACUGCUGGCCUGUCAGGAAGGCUAGUCUGACACAGGCAAUAAGUAGCCAAUACAUGAAUCCUUCCCCGUGCUGCACCUAAUGGAUUAAGCAUUUUGUAUGGUAGGAAAGGAGUACAGAGACCAACUCCACUGCUGUGUGACCUGUAGUGCUCAGUUUGUCUGGUUUACCCUGAAGAACUAGAAAUCCUAUUGAAUGGUGAUGAUUAGCUUGUUAAUGUUCCUAAAGUGCUUUGAAGAUGAAAAACAUGAAGUGUUGCUGGUAAUAAAAUUAAUAUUGGGCCUCUUUGAAAUCCAGGUGCAGUAGCUGAGCCUGGCUGCUGCAGCUGUGAAUUACACAAGCCAAAGGCUCUUAUUUGUUCUCAAUUUACCUGCUAUUAACUUUACUGAGUAACUCCCUUGCAGACAAAAAGUAUAAAAAGGCUUGCAGAUAAAUCUGAGGACUAGCUGGAGAAUAGCAAAUUCCUGUUGUGCAUGACUUAAAACAGACUUGAAAUGAGGAAGGAAGAUGUGCAUUGAUCUUCAGAGCCCCUUUCUGCCCUGAUGUUCCUCAUCUUAAACUGUAUUCGUGCCUUUGGCUGGUCUUGUCUGUGUUUUGUUUUUAUUUUUAUUUUUCCCCCUGCUGUUUGCUCAGGGUAGGCUGAGUUUCUUUAUUGGGAAGCCUUAUUUCCCUUAAGGGUGCAGACAGGCCCAGACGGAUUAGGUUCUGCUGUAGUAAAAGCUGCCAAUCAUGGUGAGCAAAGCUAGAAAUAUCAAGGUGAGGGAAACUGGGCAUUGAGAGGGAAAUGCAGCAAAUUCCUGUAUUAGCAGAAGUUUCUGAAAUAAAAGGCUUUUUGAACAUG
This is a messenger RNA of Gavialis gangeticus (Gharial), 2823 nucleotides long. RefSeq names its product ubiquitin related modifier 1 (gene URM1). Gene Ontology annotation, cellular component: cytoplasm; nucleus. Gene Ontology annotation, molecular function: protein tag activity. The transcript has 5 exons. Gene Ontology annotation, biological process: protein urmylation; tRNA thio-modification. The record is from RefSeq and is a predicted model, not a curated record. Bases 65 to 370 code for a protein of 101 amino acids. NCBI's taxonomy places the organism in Eukaryota, Metazoa, Chordata, Crocodylia, Gavialidae.